Entamoeba dispar SAW760 is the source of this 1929-nucleotide messenger RNA. RefSeq names its product rap GTPase-activating protein, putative. Gene Ontology annotation, biological process: regulation of small GTPase mediated signal transduction; activation of GTPase activity. The coding region runs from base 1 to 1929 and encodes 642 amino acids. Gene Ontology annotation, cellular component: cytoplasm. Gene Ontology annotation, molecular function: GTPase activator activity. Lineage: Eukaryota; Evosea; Mastigamoebida; Endamoebidae. The record is from RefSeq and is a predicted model, not a curated record. The transcript is spliced from 2 exons.
AUGACUCCAACUCCAAGACCAUCUACCUGUGAAAAAAUUAACUUAUGGGUAAAUUUGUAUUGUGCUCAAUAUAUUCCUCUUACAAGUAAGUUUGGAGAAAGAGAUUUAGUAGGAGUAAUUGUUUAUGAAAAACAAAAUAAAGGAAAUAUUAUUCGAGUAAAAUCAAAUAUUGAAAGAAAUACUCUUAAUCCAAUAUGGAAUCGACCUGUAUUUCUUGAAGAUGUUGUAUUUGGUAGUCUUUUAUUCUUUGAAAUUAUUGAAAAUAAUAAAAUAAUUGCUAAAGCAUUAUAUCCAGUUCAAAAUAUUCCAAAUAAUAAAAGAAUGACAUAUGUCUUACCAUUAAUAACACCAUCACUAACAUAUUCAGGAAUAUUAAGAGUAGUAUGUUAUGAAGGGAAUUCAGCUCAAGAUGUAGCAAAUGUAAUAUUCAAAUUUAGUGAUUUAGAAGAAAAAAUGCCAGUUUGUAAUAAUAGAUCUCGGUUAGAAAUUAUUGCAGAAAAAAUUACAGGAAAUCAUUCACAUGUGUUUUGGGCUAUUGUAAGGAAUAAAAAAUUAUGUUAUUAUCAAAAAAAACAUAAAAGUGAAAUACUGAAUAAUAAAUUUAUUAUGUAUUUUGAAAUUGAAAAUGAAGAUUCUUUAGAAAUUAAAAUUAUUGAUAAAAAUGGAUUUCAUUAUUCGGAUUUUAUUUCAUUUAAAGAAAAACUUACUACUUUUAAAAGAAUUGAAACUGACCAUUAUGUUUAUUCUUUAAAAUUUAUUUUUACUCCUGUAAAUAAAAUACCACCUACAGAAAUAUUACCACCUGAAUGUCAAGAAUUUAUUACAGAUGAUUGGUAUACAUCAAUGGAUAUUGAUGUUGAAUCUUUUAUUGAAUACGAAAAUCCUGAAAAACAAACAACUCUUGUUACUGCUGAAACUUUUCAAAAUUUUCAUGUUGAAUAUGACUGUGAUUGUAUAACAGAUACUAUAGUUGAAUCGUGUCCAAUUCUUAAUAGACAUUAUUUAGAUAAACCAAUUAGAGAUGUCAUUUCAAAAGAAAAUAAUAAAAAAAUUUAUAGUUUUGGAGAUAGUUGUAUUGUUUGUUGUGGUGAAUCCAAUCAACUAGGUGUUUGUAAAGCAGUUAUUCUUAAUCCUAAAAAUACAAUUAAAUGUUAUUUAAAUACAAAUACAAUUGAUGAUGAUAUUGAAUCUAUGCUCAUGACUAAUACUCAUAAUAAAGUAAAAGUAAUACCAAAUACAAUGUUAGACAAAAUUAUUUUUCUUGAAGAUAGAUUAAACAAUAAUAAAGAAAAAUUUGGAAUUGUUGUUGGAACACCAGGUCAAGUUUCAGAAAACGAAUUCUUAUCAAAUAAAGAAUCAUCUCCACUUGCUUUGGAAUUCUUUAAUUUACUUGGUCAAACAAUUCAGUUAAAAGGAUUUACUAAAUAUAAGGCUGGAUUAGAUGUUCUUACAAACACAACUGGUACACAAUCAUUAUUCACUGAAUUUUGUCAAAUGGAAAUAAUGUUUCAUGUAUCGACAAUGUUACAACAUGUUGAAGGAGAUGAUCAAUUUUUAGAUAAGAAGAGACAUAUUGGUAAUGAUGUUUGUGUUAUCAUCUUCAAAGAAGGAAAUGAAAGUGUUGAUAUCUCAUCAUUUGUUUCACAUUUCAAUCAUGUGUUUAUUGUUGUCCAUCCUGUUGUAAUUGAUUCUAAAGAAUUAUACGAAGUUGUUGUUGUAACAAAACUAACUGUUAAAGCUUUUAGACCAAGAUUUCCAGAGUCUAAAUAUUUUAAAAGAGAUUCAGCCUUUAGAGAUUGGUUAUUGCAAAAACUUGUUAAUGGAGAACGAGCAUCUCUGCUUGUUGAUCAAUUUAUUCAAUCACAAAGUAUAGCAAGAAAAGGACUUAUUAAUGAAAUUAUAGUUAGCUCAACACAAAAAAAGAAAUAA